This is a messenger RNA of Medioppia subpectinata, 1089 nucleotides long. The record is from the annotation of a GenBank genome assembly. NCBI's taxonomy places the organism in Eukaryota, Metazoa, Arthropoda, Arachnida, Sarcoptiformes, Oppiidae.
GAGAAAUACAAUCGAGUGGUGAAGGCGUGCGCUUUGGGCACAGAUUUCAAACUCAUGCCAUUUGGGGACAAAACACUUGUGGGGGAGAGAGGGCUGGCAUUGAGUGGCGGACAGAAGGCUAGGCUGAGUCUGGCCCGGGCUCUGUACCACUCGGCAGACAUCUACCUCUUGGACGACCCCCUGAGCGCUGUUGACACACAUGUGGCCAAACAUAUCUUCCAGAAAUGUUGUGUUGAAUACCUUAAAGACAAGACAAGGGUUUUAGUGACCCAUCAAAUCCAGUUUCUCAAAGACGCGCAUCAAAUACUUGUGCUCAACGACGGCGAGUGUGUGGCCAUCGGGUCCUACACUCAGCUCAAAGAACGCGGCAUUGAUCUCAUGGCAUAUCAGAGACAAACCGAUGCAACAAAUGAUAACAGAGCUGUGAAGAGGAGGACAUCUGUCACACCAUCGAUGGUCUCAUCCCUUAGUGAGGGAUCGGAAGCGACGGACGUUUGCGAAUCGAUAGAAGUGGACGAACAGGAAGUGAGGGCCGAACUCAAAAUGAUUGGAUCCGUUGAUAUAAACGUUUAUAUGGAGUACAUUAAGGCCGGCGCCGCACCUCUGCUCAUAACACUUACCAUAUUGUUUAUAAUCGCUUCGCAAGUACUCUAUCAGGGAAGUGAUUUUUGGUUAAGCUUAUGGACUAAUGAAAUGAGCAAAAACCCCGAUGAAGUUAAUCAGACAUUCAACAUAAUUAUCUACACGAGUCUAAUCAGUGGUCUGUUUGUGUCGGCCCUGUUGUCCACCAUUUGUUUCUACAUAAUGUGUAUGAGAUCUUCGGUUAAUCUCUAUAACCGAAUAUUCUAUGCAUUAUUGCGAUCACCGAUACAUCUGUUUGAGAGUUCGCCCAUCGCCCUAUCGUUGACCACUUUAAGUCAUUGGUAUGUCAAAUGCUCGACCGAUACCGAGUCCUAUAUGACUGCUGUCGAGCGAGUCUUAGAAUACACAGCCAUUAAACCCGAGGCAGAGCUCGAGUCCACUCCCGAUCGGAAACCGCCUAAAAAUUGGCCACAAAUGGGAGAAAUAGUGUUCAAAGAUAUGAGUCUU